GUGGUGUGCAGCUGUUUCCAAAUAAGUUAAGAAAGCAGUGACAAGCGACAAGUUUAGGUUAACCCAAAAAAUUAAAUUUUGUUCAACAAUUUGGUGUUAUGUGUUGAAUAGUGUUUAAUUAGAAUAUAAGGCAAAUUGAGUUGUUAACCCAGGAGGACUCUGAAGCGUUUUUACGUGAGACGCUUUCCUUGGAAAAUGCAUUGUUCUUACGUAUAGUGGCAUUUUGAUGGUUUUUAACAAAAAAGUGAAUAAAAAUGUCAACUGUAGAAAAAUCCAACGCGUUUCCACGUGUGACAUUUUCCUUGAAAAAUCGAUUAUUUCUACAUGUUGUUAAUCAUUUUGAACGACUUCGUUCACUGAGCUUCCCUUUUGACUGUGAGACGGCUAAUAUUGAAAAUUAUUACUGCAAUUAUUGCAAUUUUGAAACAGAACUGGUACUUGUUUUCAAACAGCACCUAGAAGAGUAUCAUAGCGUUAAAAGGAGCCACAAAGAUGUGAUAAUUGGAAAACACCAUAUUCGAACAUAUGUUUGUGAAAAAUGUAGCUUUGAAACAAAUUUUUUGAUAAAGUGGCGUCAACAUACUAGACAAUGCGUAGGAGAGGAAAAAAGUAUUCAAAUGUACAGAUGUGAUGAGUGUGGAAACAUGUAUAAACAGAAACACUUUUUAAAGGAACAUAAAAUUUUGAAACACCUUAAUGAUGAUGAAACACAAUGGUACCACUGCGCCAACUGCCCAUUCAAAGCUAAACACAAAAACCCACUAAAAAGACACAUGAAGACACGCCAUCAGAAGGAAAGUGAUAUUAAAUGGUAUGAAUGCAAGGAAUGUACGUACAAAUUUAAGAAGUUAUCAGAUUUGAAACGACACAUAAAUGCCACCCAUUUGAAUGAACAAGAUGUUAAAUGGUAUGAAUGCAAAAAGUGCCAGUUCAAAAGUAAACAUAAACAGUCAUUAAAAACUCACAUACUUUUACAGCAUUCAGAUGAAAAGAAUAUUAAGUGGUAUAAAUGUGAAAAAUGUCUAUAUAAAACUAAAUAUAUAACAAAUUUAAACGUUCACAUGAUAAUUCAUCAUUUAGAUAAACAGAAUAUUAAAUGGUAUGAGUGUAAAGAAUGUUCAUAUAAAACUAGAUUGGAAUCACAUUUAAAAGUUCAUGUGAAGAAGCACCAUUUAGGUGAACAGGAUGUUACAUGGUAUGAAUGUAAAGAAUGUCCAUAUAAAGCUAAAUUCAAAUCAUAUUUAAAAUCUCAUACAAAUAGAUGUCAUUUAGGUGAACAGGAUAUUAAAUGGUAUGAAUGUAAAGAAUGUUCAUAUAAAGCUAAAUGCCACUCAUAUUUAAGGUUUCACAUGAAAAUGCAUCAUUCAAAACAGCAGGAUGUCAAAUGGUAUGAAUGUGAAGAAUGUUCAUAUAAAGCUAAAUUGAAAGCAUAUUUAAGAGCUCACAUGAGAGUACGUCAUUCAGCUGAACAGGAUGUUACAUGGUAUGAAUGUGAAAAAUGUUCAUAUAAAGGUAAAUUCAAAGCAUAUUUAAAAAAUCACAUGGAAAGGUGUCAUUCAGAUGAACAGAAUGUUAAAUUGUAUGAAUGUAAAGAAUGUUUAUAUCAAGCUAAAUGCAAACCAUAUUUAAAAUCUCACAUGAAAAGAUGUCAUUUAAGUGAACGGAAUGUUAAGUGGUAUGAAUGUAAAGAUUGUUCAUAUAAAGCUAAGUGCGAAUCAUAUUUAAAACUUCACAUGAAAAUGCAUAAUUUAGAUGAGCAGAAUGUUAGUUCGUAUGAAUGUACACAAUGUUCAUAUAAAGCUGAAUUCAAAUCAUCUUUAAUAAUUCACAUGAAAUGGCAUAAUUUAGAUGAACAGAAUGUUAAAUGGUAUGAAUGCAAGGAAUGUUCAUACAAAGCUAAAAGCGAAUCACAUUUAGAAAUUCAUAUGAAAACCCAUCGUUCAAAUGAACAAUUAGUAAAACUGUUUGAAUGUGAUGAAUGUUCAUAUACAACUAAAUCCAAAUCAAAUUUAAAACUUCACGUGAAAGUGCAUGAUUCAGAUGAACAGAAUGUUAAAAAGUAUGAAUGUCAUCAAUGUUCAUAUAAAGGUAAAUGCAAAUCAUAUUUAGCAACUCAUAUAAAAAGGCAGCAUUUAGAUCAACGGGAGGGUAAACAGUAUGAAUGUGAAAAGUGUCCAUUCAAAGCUAAAAAUCCGACUUCUUUAAGAUUGCACAUAAAUUCGGAACAUGGUGGCGAAGAGAAACUUGAAUCUUAUAAAUGUGAAAAGUGUCCUUACAAAACUAAAUACAAAGCAUGUUUAACAACUCACACAAAUAAAGCCCAUUUAAAUAAAUAAGUCAGUAAUUGUAUCACUGCAAAAAGUGCCCGCUCAUUACUUUUAAAACCCACUAUUCUUUCAAAAAUCACAUAAUUUUGCAGCAUGGUGAUGAAGAGACUGUUAAAUGAUACGCAACAUACGUUACAUAAAUAAACCCCAUUAAUAUUAGUUAGUAUAAAUUUAAACUUCGUUUUUAUUAAAAGUAAAAAAUACACUAUAUUUGGAAAGACAAUAAAUUAAUGGUUUGAAUACAAAUAGUUUUUUUAUAAGACAAAUGGAGUUCUGGCAGAAUUAUGUUUUAGAAUCUAAAAGCUAAACUUUCGUUAAUAGAUUAACUAGUAAGUGUUCUUUCUAUAAAAAAAAAAAAACUAAAUUGGAAAAAAUAUCAACAGUGAUGAUUUUUGAACAUUUUUAUAAAUUUAUGUAGAU
Messenger RNA from Zophobas morio, 2747 nucleotides. RefSeq names its product zinc finger protein 658B-like. NCBI's taxonomy places the organism in Eukaryota, Metazoa, Arthropoda, Insecta, Coleoptera, Tenebrionidae. Gene Ontology annotation, molecular function: RNA polymerase II transcription regulatory region sequence-specific DNA binding; DNA-binding transcription factor activity, RNA polymerase II-specific. The transcript is spliced from 3 exons. Bases 255 to 2336 code for a protein of 693 amino acids. Gene Ontology annotation, biological process: regulation of transcription by RNA polymerase II. The record is from RefSeq and is a predicted model, not a curated record.